AUGAUAAAUGCAAGUACCGUAUGAAUGUAACUCGGAAAAAAAAGUCUGUAAAGUUCUUAAAGGUACUAGUAAUAAUGUUUCCGUUGUGUUAUUUGACAUCUCUACACAUUUUUUUUAAAUCUGUAUUUUUGUAAACUCAAUAUCUGUAAUUAUAAUUCUGUAAUUGUAAUUCUAGAGUACUGAAUAUCUCUAAUAAUUCUGUAAUUGUAAUUGUAGAGCACUGAAGAGGAACUGAAAAAUGAAAUUAGUUCGAAAUGCAUAUGAAUUGAAAAUACAAUAAAGAGUUUCUGGACCUGACUUGCUGUAACAUAGUCUACCGAGAGAAAUAUUUUCGGAUUAAAGAGACAACCAUUGACUGAACGAAUAUACAGCUACAAUUAUGGGAUCUAGUGUGUGACAGAGCAUGGUUAGUAUCUUUUGCGCAACUGUUGUAUUUUAUAGGAUUUUUAAUCUCUGUUUUCAUUGGAGGUCAAUUAUCUGAUAAAUUUGGCAGGAAACCUAUGUUCUACUUGUGUUCAGCGUGGACAUUCACAUUCAGUAUGAUAAGUAUAUUUACUUCGUCUUUCUGGAUGUUUCUUGCAUGUCGAUUUUUACUUGCAUUUGGUAGGCCAACUUCGACACUAAUCGUGUAUGUACAUGUAACAGAAAUUGUUAAAAAAGAACACAGACUGAUGGUAGGAUUAAUGGGUAAACUAGGAUAUAUAAUGGGACAACUUAUUCUCCCUGGACUUGUUUGGAUUUUCAGAGAUUGGUUUUAUAUAGAAAUAAUAUGUGUUUUACCAUGUGUAAUCUGUCUUCCGUCGUGGUGGGUCACUUCGGAAUCUCCAAGGUGGCUUAUUACCCAAGGAAAAAUAAUUGAAGCCGAGAAAGUAAUGAGGAAAGCAAUAAAAAUAAAUAAACUCCAAAUUGAAAAUUUCGCUAAAAAAUUCAAGAAUAUAACUGAAAAAAUUGUGAAGGAAAGCGAAGAAAAAGGCAAACGAGUGACAUUUCUGAAUAUCAUGAAAAAUUCUCAUUUACGAAAAGUCAGUUUAAUAUUCUACAUAAUUUCAAUAACAAUUGUUCUCUCAUAUUAUGGAUUAUCAUUCUCAGCUUAUGAUAUUGGAAUAGACAUAUUAUUAUUCUUCUUCCUGGCUGCUGUAGUAGAAAUACCAGCUUCUGCCGUUUACUUUUACCUUCAAAAAUUCAUUGGUAGGCGAUAUACACUGAUCGUUUCUAUGGCAGGAAGCGGUCUGAUGUAUCUUUUAGCAAUUGCAGUGCAAUCAGGUUAUCCAAUCAUUCUAAUUGCUUUUACUGUAAUAUCCAGAUUUUGUACAACGAUUUCAUUAAGUUCCUUGAAUUUAUUUGCAACGGAGACUUAUCCUACUGUUGUACGCAAUGUUGGAAUAGGAUUACUUUCAAUGAUGGGAAGAGUAGGUUCUCUGGCAGCUCCAUUUAUGAGAGAAGCAGCCAACAAUGUUCAUAUUUCAUUUCCUCUUGCGUUAUUUGGAACACUUUCUCUUAUUUGUUGUGUUUUGACCUUACUUUUACCGGAAACUAAAGAUUCACAAUUGGCUGAUAUGUUAUCACAAGUAGAAGAUAGAAAAAGAAAUGGUCUUCUUGUGCAUGGAAUGAAAGCUGAAAAUGAAGAAGAAGAAGAAGGAAAUUAAGCAUCAAAUUAUUUAACUUGAAUAUACAAUAGAUAUUACUACGGUUAGAAAAUAUA
Centruroides sculpturatus (bark scorpion) is the source of this 1702-nucleotide messenger RNA. RefSeq names its product solute carrier family 22 member 5-like. Gene Ontology annotation, biological process: transmembrane transport. Gene Ontology annotation, cellular component: membrane. The transcript is spliced from 10 exons. Gene Ontology annotation, molecular function: transmembrane transporter activity. Lineage: Eukaryota; Metazoa; Arthropoda; Arachnida; Scorpiones; Buthidae. The record is from RefSeq and is a predicted model, not a curated record. The coding region runs from base 501 to 1646 and encodes 381 amino acids.